UCAACUCCAUAUGAGAAUGAUUUUCGUAGGAAGAACUGAUCCGCUCUUGAGAGAAGAGAGAGCCAAUGCAAUGAGGUGUGCCCAAGUGUCACCUAAGUAUUAGUGAUGGCUUGCACAGUCACAACACAAGUCAUCAUCAUCAUGCAGAUUCUCCCUUUUCUUUUUUUAUUCUGAACCUUGCUUGCUUAGAACUUGGAAGCUUCAACGCCUCAAACUCAAAACUAUGGAGACGAAGACGCAAGUAAAGUACACAACAAGACAACCCAUCAAUCCUAGUCUCAUUGACAAAUUCCACAUUCACAUCUCUUGGCCACAAUCUUUAUUCCCCUUUUUUGCCCUUUUCAAUUUGAUUUCUUAAUUUUUAUGGGUUGUAACGCUGCUGAGCCCUUCAAAUAAUUGUGGACACAGAGAAUCAGAGAUUUUUAUUUGUUUUCUGUUCGGUUCUUCUCCUCUUCCCCAGCUACCUUCGACGACUCAGCUUCCUUGUAGUGUUUCCAAGAUCAUUGCAAGCUUAAGCAGAACAAUACUCUGAUAAUGCAACCAUGAUGGUGUUACAUGCUCCCAGAGGAAUCAGCAAGUUCUGGACAAAUUGUGAAACUAAAACAUUGCAAGAAGCUUCUCAUUGCAGCAUUUCACAUGUUAAUGUGUUGAUCAGCAGAGAGCCUUGCAAUCAAAGAUUACAUACUUCUAUUCCUUGGCAAUGCUGUGGUCAAAAUAAGAGCUGCUGCCCAUCAAAGAUAUCAAAUCAGGGAAGUUCUAAGAGAUGGAUGUGUCAAUCAUAUGCCUCCACUUCGUCAGACGAUGAGUAUCGCUCAUCCCGCAAUAUAGCAAUCAGCUUAUUUCGAAGGUACAGGAAUGUCAUCGAUCGGGGAGGAGGCGACAAUCUAGAAGAGUUCAUCAGUGCUGGGGUAAAUGCAUAUGCCUUGGGCUGCACUGAUGAGGGCUUGAGGAAAGAACUUAUUGAUAUAAAGAAAUCUGGAAUUGAAAUAGAAGGUGUGCAAUCUUAUGGUGGAAGCACAAGUUUGAAGUCCAAGAUUUUCUCUAAGGAGGUUGAUGAGUGCAUUCUGUGGUUAAGCAUUAUAUUCAUCACCAUCCUGUGUACACCACAGCCUACUAUUGUUAGAUGGUCAUCUACACCUCCUGUCUCAGCUGAUAUCAUGCUUCAGUGGAAAGGCUUUUGUUCUAUCAUAGCGAAUGCUUAUUAUGUAAGAGGAAUGGCAUGGCUUCCAGUGAAGAAUCUUCGACUAGAGCAAAUGGCAGUAGUGGGACAUGCUGAGGAGCCAUCUGUUGUUGCUAGUCGAAUGCGAUUAGUGUUCAGCACGCUAGAGGUUUACCUCUUAUCUUCACACUUUCUAUGCAAUACUGGACGAAAAUAAGGCAUACAUAUCUAUUUUGGACCAUCAGGGGAAAAAGUACAACUCAGCCACCCCUUUUCCAUACGUGGGACCUUCCGAUUCAUGACUAUCAUUGAAAUAAGAAGCCUCACCUAAUAAUACAUAUUAGGUUCUACCGAUUGCUGGAUGUAUGAUUAGGCACAUCAGUUUCAAUCGUAGGCCUUAAACAAUCAAGUUUAAAUUCAUGGAACUGUUUCAUUUUAUGUUGUACCCCAUUUGAACAGUGGCCUGCCAAUAAACUCUAUGUUAAUUAAGUCUGCAGAAACAUGCAUGGCAUGGGGAGACAGGUUAUUGAGGACUAUGGACACUCAGGGUCAUCAUGUUUAUAUUAUUUCUCAUAGUA
Molecule: messenger RNA, 1737 nt
Organism: Macadamia integrifolia
Lineage: Eukaryota; Viridiplantae; Streptophyta; Magnoliopsida; Proteales; Proteaceae
Exons: 6
Coding region: 543-1376 (277 amino acids)
Source: RefSeq, a predicted model, not a curated record